This is a messenger RNA of Anarrhichthys ocellatus (wolf-eel), 5423 nucleotides long. RefSeq names its product leucine rich repeat transmembrane neuronal 2 (gene lrrtm2). The record is from RefSeq and is a predicted model, not a curated record. Lineage: Eukaryota; Metazoa; Chordata; Actinopteri; Perciformes; Anarhichadidae. The coding region runs from base 786 to 2441 and encodes 551 amino acids. The transcript is spliced from 2 exons. Gene Ontology annotation, molecular function: protein binding.
AGAGCAAGUGACUGAGCAAGAGAGAGCGAGAGGGGUGUUUGCGAGUGUGGGAGAGAGAAAAAGAGAGAGAGAAACAGUAGUGAUGAUCGACGCCAGGCUGCCACCACUCUGUAGCAGUGAGUGGCUGCAACAAAAAGCACAGAAUAACAUCCCCGGCUCCAUGCUCGGCUUUUUUCUCUCCCUGCGCCUCAGCUAGCAGACGAGGGGCUCCGCUCACACAGCUCUGCAGAGGCUAUGCCGAGACUGAGCCGGCGUCGGAAGCAGGAUCUCUGGCUGCCAUCAACAAGUUAGGGUUGGAAGACCGCGGCCGCGAAAAAAACAGGGGUGGGGGGGGCGCUUGAUCUCCAAUUAACCAGCUGAGCUGACAUCAUUGCGGUGGAAGGGAAACAAAAGGGUAAAAAAAAGAAAAAGAGGAAGGGAAGGAGGGGGGGUUCUGUUCACCGGAGUCGCUCUGGAUGCAACUGAUCAACUUAAAAAAAAAAAUUAUAUAAAUAUUUAUUUCAAGGAUUUCGUAGGAUGAAGGAAAAGAUUCGACCCUUUCUUUGAGCGUGGAUUUUAAAGAAAGGACUGUGAACAGAAUCACAGGAAUAAACAUCAUCUCGGGACAUGGAAUUUCAUAUUUUGUUUCAUCUGGGUGGGCUCAGAAUUGCUUUAUUUCCAAAGAGGCUGAUUCCUUUUGUGCUUACUCAAAAGGGUUUUUUCCCUUUGGAUUUUUCUUCCAUCUGGUUGCUCCAAGAGUCUGCGGAAAAGGACAGUUGAAUGCAGCCUCCGAUGUGCACAAAAGAAUGGGUUUCCAUUCAAGGUGGCCAUUGGUGGGACCUGCACCAGCGGCUCUGUGUCUGAGUGUGAUCAGCAUGCUCCUGGUGUGCCUGCUGCCUCCUGCAUCGUGCACAACCUGCCCUCAAAAAUGCCGCUGUGAGGACCUGCAGUUCUACUGCGACACCCAGGGGCUUCAGGCGCCCCCAGACGCUGUGGACAAGGGGGCCCUGGGGUUAUCGCUGCGCCACAACAGCAUCACCGAGCUCAGCCCCGAUCAGUUCUACGGCUUCAGCCAGCUUACCUGGCUACAUCUAGACCACAACCAGAUCACGACGGUACAAGAGGACGCCUUUCAAGGCCUCUACAAGCUGAAGGACCUCAACCUGAGCUCCAAUCGUAUCACCAAGUUGCCCAACACAACCUUCAUCCACCUCAUCAACCUCCAGAUACUAGACCUGUCCUUCAAUCAGAUGACUGCGCUGGAACCAGAACUGUUUCAUGGACUGAGAAAGCUCCAGAUACUCCACCUGCGCUCCAAUUUGCUUCGCACAACACCUGUGCGUGCAUUCUGGGACUGCCGCAGCCUGGAAUAUUUAGGCCUGAGCAGCAACCGCCUGCGCAGUCUGGCCCGGAAUGGAUUUGCGGGGCUCAUUAAGCUUAAAGAGCUCCACUUGGAACACAAUCAGCUGACCAAGAUCAACUUGGCCCAUUUCCCUCGCCUUGUUGCCCUCCAGUUUCUCUAUCUGCAGUGGAAUAAAAUCAGCAACUUGACGUGCGGCAUGGAGUGGACCUGGACCACUUUAGAGAAGCUGGACCUCACGGGAAAUGAAAUCCGUGUCCUGACAUCUGAUGUGUUUCAAACGCUGCCAAAUUUAAAGAUCUUGCUGCUGGAUAACAACAAACUCAGCAGUCUGGACCCCCAGGUCAUGGAUAUGUGGCAGUCCCUGGGUACUAUUGGGCUGUCCAGCAACUAUUGGGAAUGUACCAAAAGGAUUUGCUCUCUGGCCACGUGGCUAAGCACCUUUAAGGGAAGGUGGGAACAUUCCAUUCUCUGCCACAGUCCUGAGUAUGCCCAAGGGGAGGAGAUACUCGAUGCCGUUUAUGGAUUCCAGCUUUGCCAGAAUUUUUCAGCGCCAGUUGUUCAGACCAUUAGCACGACCACAGACGCUACCAUCGCUGCAGAAUUCACAAGCUCCUUGUUUGGAAUUAUGCAGCCAACCCCCACGCAGGACUAUGCAGAGGAUUUUGGGAGCUUUACCACAGUCACCACCACCACAACGACGACGACGACGACGACGACUCGACGCACCGCUCAAGCGACUACCGCUACGUUGGAGGAGGUGGCUGUGACGGAGGACUCCUCUGCAAUGGACAACACUGUAAUGACUCAUAGGGUCAUCAUCGGAACUAUGGCCCUUCUAUUUUCAUUCUUUUUCAUAAUUUUCAUUGUGUAUAUCUCACGGAAGUGCUGCCCGCCCACCCUGCGCCGGAUACGCCACUGUUCAGCUAUUCAGAAGCGCAGACAACUGAGGACCCAGCAGCGGCAGCCUAUGGCAGACCUAGCUACACAGGUACCCUACAAUGAGUACGAGCCCAGCCAUGAGGAAGGGGCCCUCGUGAUCAUAAACGGCUAUGGGCAGUGCAAGUGUCAGCAACUGCCUUACAAAGAGUGUGAAGUAUGAACUCUUAUUUAUUCCUAGAGCAUAUGGUUUGCCAUUUGACCAUUUCAGAUGAUACAGGGUUUGCUUUUUUUUUUAAUUUUUUUCCAGUUUAUGUAAAAAAAAAGAAAAAAAAAGAAAGCAUAAUUUCUACAAGUGAGAUUUGACAAUAUGUGAGAAAUGUUGAAUGCUACAAUGACAGAGGUUGGACAUGACAGUUUAGGGGUGAUGUAGAGAUAGUCACAAAUUUAUUUUUCUAUGAAUGCGAGGUUGUUCAUAUCAGGCAGGGGCAAUCAUUUUAAACGAGAAAAUUGUAAACUGAGAUUUGUCUCCACGUUGUCUCUAUAUUCUGCAGCACAGAGAAAAUACUUCGCCAAAUGGCCCUCUGCUAAAGGGAUAUAUUAAGUGGAGAAAUGUGAUUUAUGUCUUAUUUCUUUUAAAAAGUAAGUAUUUGAAAUCAUGUUUCUAACUGCACCACGGGCACUAUAAAGCAAUCACUCAAUCACUGGGGCAAACUAUUGGACCAAUUAUCAGAAUGUUCUUUGUUUUACAGUUUCAUUAUGUUGAGAGAACUACUAUACAUUAAAGACCACCAAGACCAAAAUCUAAUUAUGUUAUGUUAAAAUAGAAAUAAAAAUCCUCUCUUGAGGAAAGAAAAGCCCCGAAAUUAGAUUCCGUCUACACACAUUUUAAUACAUUAAACAAUUCAGUCAAUUCGGCACGUCUAUAAUCUGCUAUCAGAUCAAAGGCUUCAGUGUUUCCUGUUUAAACAAUUAAUUUGGGUGGCCCACCCCCCCAAAAAAAUAACAGCUAAAAAGGGAUUAUUUUGCUUAAAUUUAUUCCAAAAUCCAUUGUGUGUGUAAAUGCAACUACAAGAGUGUACUGAUUGAGAAGACUGCCGGAGUGGUGAAUUUAUGUUCAAUUAUAUAUAAAAUGACCUCUUUAAAAUCAGACGUUAGCUCGUAAAUGAAAUUAUGUUUUGCAGCUUGUUGGUAUGUUGGAGCUCCCGCCCACACAAGGGCCAACCACCACAAAUAAAUCCUCAACCUGUGGGACCCACUAAGCAUCUUUCCUCUGUGGUCAAUCUCCAAUAUAUAUCCUACACGGCUGAGCAAGAUACACGGAUGUCUUCCUCAUCUUGGACAUCGAGAACAUAAGGAUUUGACCUUUAAAUGUACAUUGAUUCUCUAGCCCCCCCCCCCCCCCAAACACCGUGACCAUAUUAUUUACAGCUUAACCUAGGAAGUACAGUUGGGUGAUUUGCUAUUAUCCUAGGAUCAAUACACAGACCUACUAGUGUGAGGUGUGAGGGUAGCGAGUGGAAGGGUAAUGACCAGCGCAAAUGCCAGAUAGAGGAGCGUUUUAUUCUGAAAAUAAAACCUUUCCCCAGCAGCCAAGGCUCUUUACUGCUCACACACUAAUCAGGACUGACAGGCUCAAGAUUGAACCAAUUAAGGCCAGGCAAAAAUAAUCUAAUAUUCUGUCACCCACACCAGUGAUCCAGCAACAUUAGGCUUGUUCAGCCACUCAAAAAUAGUUCUCGUAGAACCCCCCCCCCCCCCGUACUACAUAGAAACAUCGUUGAACCUUUUACUUUAGGACAGUCCUCUUGUUAGGGACACUGGGUUGUCAUUUACUGUAUUAAAGAAAAGGGGGGGGGGGGGUUUGCAUUGAAUAAUGCAUAUGAUAACAGUUCCUUGGUUAGCAGUCACAAGUGUCAAGUUAAAUUGCGGUCAAUAGCCUGAAAGCAAAUGGAGAUCCACUGAUAAGCAAACAGCGAGCCAGGGUCAGGACACAUUGGUAUGCAGGGGAGAGGAUGAGCAUUAGCAUCAGACUAAAGCUGCUGCCGCAGCUCCGCACUUCUUUGUGUUCAGUUUGGUGGUGGGGGCAGGGUGAAAGACAGGGACUGAGAGGAACCGAUGGGAGCAAUGUCCUGGAUUAUUAGCAAAAAGGUGGUUAAGAAUGAAACGAUGCAUACCGACAGACAGCACCGUGGGCAUUAAAUGCACUUUGAUCACACAGCAACUACUAUGUCAUUACAAGUAACGCAACUACCCAAUGUUUGACCAGUACAACAAGAACAAUUCCUAACAAUUGAAAUGAAAAUAUGGCAUUUUCUUGAAUUAUCUCCCCAAUAAAUUAGCAUUUUUUAAUUAACAUUUCAAUUUUUUUGGUAUGUUUAACCAAAAUCAGUGAUUACUACAUUAGAAUGCUUCUGACCGCACAGCACCAGGAAACGAGUUAUGUGGCUUUGACCAAUGAGGACGCAGUAUGUUGGCUGGUGCUCCCUGGAGGUAGCGAGGAGGUGCCAUUUGUGGCUUCAAUGCUCGUGUAAAUGCCUCUGUGCACAUGAUCAUAAGAUGUACAACUUCUGAGAGAAAGCGUUUGUGUUACACUUCACAUCUGAAUAGAAGACAUUGCAUACACUGGUAGUACUGAUCUCCAAAGUCAAGCAGCUCCACUUUGUUUCUAAUUUUUGUUUUCUGCCAGCUUCGCACUGCUUUUACUACUGCCCUUCUAAUCUGUCUUGCAUGUUCAAAAGUCGAUUGAGUUGAAUAUUUGUUCAUGUCAUUCAGCAAACAUUAUGAAGAGACCUCUUUUUUUGUUUUUUUGAUAACACCAAGAAUGGAGAUGUGUGUGGAAUUCCUAUAAAGUCCAUUUGACAUUUCACUGUUUAAGACUGCGGUUGUACCAAGUGACUGAAAAAUCCACAGAAUUUGUAGAAAUAUGCAUCCCUUUGCACUCUGGCUCUUUGUAAACUGUUUCUGUUUCCUCUUGUCACCUCUAGCCCUGGUCCCCACCCUGCCUAAAAAUAAAAAAAGAAGAAAAACAAGUGAACCAAUCCCCUCUCUCUUACCCAACCUCUUUGUGCAAAAUGAAUGCUUUUUCUCUUCCCAUUUUCCUUUUGUAUUGUAAUAUGUACAAUUUCAUAUCUGUAUAGUGGAUAAGAUGUGCCAAACUGAAAAAACAAAAACAAAAAAAAAAAAAAACAUUUCCCCCUCAAAA